GAAUUAAGCAAGCUAAGAGUUGUAUUCAUUUGACUGCAAUUCAAUAACUCCAAAUAAUAUUAUUUAGCUUUCGAUUUCCAUAAUAUUAAAUUUAUUUUAAAUAAAUUGAAUUAUCACCAUUAGGAUUGAGUUUAUGAAGAGGUAAAUUAUACUCUAUUUGUGGAGGAAAUGAUGAAGAGGCGAUUGCAAUUACUUUAAGAUAAAUUAUUAUAUGGCAGUUUCGCAAUAGAGAUGAGAGAUAGAGAUUUGAUUGAUUUGAGAAUUUUUAAUUUAAGAAUAAUUUAAAAAAUGAAAUAACGAGAAUUUCCUAAAUUUUAUAAUAUGAUUUCAUCACCAAUAUUAAUGUUAAGGUUUUCACCUAAUAAGAUCAAUAAUUCUUAAUUAUUUUAAAGGUUAAUAAUGCAAGCAGGAUCAAAUCCUAUUGUUGAUGUAGUAAUUAACUCAAAUAAUUAAUAGCAUUUAUUAUUCUCUAAAAUGGUUAAUUUAAACAUUGCUAAAACUGGUUAUGGUGAAUUAGCAAUUAGAGAAUAAUAAUGUGGUAUAUCAAGUUGAUUUUAGAAUUCCAUUCAAAAUGCGAAGCAUGUUUCAAGCUGUGAUAAUCAAUAUUGUUUAACCUGCAUACCUUAUUAACAUUGAGAGGUUUCUGACAAUUUUAAUUGUAAUUGCGAAGAUAAUUAUGGGGAUUUUACUAGGGUGUCAUAAUUCAUGUGGAACAUGUGCAAACUGUAUGAAAAGGAUGCAUGUUUAAAAUGUCCUUCAAGUAGGACAUCUAUUUAAUCAGGUAGUUUCAUUGAAUGCAUAUGUAGUGCAUAAAAUACUGUUGAUGAUGGAUUUACAUUAGAAUGCC
Molecule: messenger RNA, 847 nt
Organism: Paramecium octaurelia
Lineage: Eukaryota; Ciliophora; Oligohymenophorea; Peniculida; Parameciidae
Source: the annotation of a GenBank genome assembly